CCAGUCAGACAAAAUCUGAGUUCAUCAAAGAGCCCAAAUUUCUAGCUAUGAUUUCAUCAUAUUUUCCAAAUUGUGUGGCAGUUUUUGCCCUCCUCAUCCUGAGUGUUGGUGCCCUAGAGACCUUUAUUGCUGCAGUGUAUGAGCAUGCUGUGAUUCUACCAAACAGAACGGAAACAGCUGUUCCAAAAGAAGAAGCUUUGCUCCUUAUGAAUAAGAACUUAGAUGUGUUGGAGAAAGCCGUUAAACUGGCAGCCAGACAGGGUGCACAUAUCAUAGUGACUCCAGAAGAUGGUGUUUAUGGCUGGGUCUUCACAAGAGAGACCAUUUAUCCCUAUCUGGAGGACAUCCCAGACCCGAAAGUAGACUGGAUUCCCUGUAGAGAUCCCAAGAGAAAUUACCGAAGUAGAGUAAGUUUAAGGCAAUAUCUAUUGAUUUAGGUUUGGCUACACUCCGGUGCAAGAAAGACUAAGCUGCCUGGCCAGGGACAAUUCCAUCUAUGUCGUGGCAAACAUUGGGGACAAGAAGCCGUGCAAUGCCGGUGAUCCGCAGUGCCCCCCUGACGGCCGUUACCAAUACAACACUGACAUGGUGUUUGAUUCUGAGGGCAGGCUGGUGGCACGCUACCAUAAGUACAAUCUCUUUGCAACUGAAGUUCAAUUUGAUUUCCCCAAGGAUUCAGAGUUUGUGACUUUUGACACGCCCUUUGGGAAGUUUGCUGUUUUCACUUGCUUUGACAUUUUUUCUCACAAUCCGGCUGUGAUGGUGGUGGAUGAAUUUCAAGUUGACAGCGUUCUCUAUCCCACAGCGUGGUACAACACGCUGCCCCUUCUCUCGGCUGUUCCCUUCCACUCAGCAUGGGCCAGGGCCAUGGGAGUGAACCUGCUUGCUGCAAAUACCCACAACACCAGCAUGCACAUGACAGGGAGUGGAAUCUACACACCAGAAGCAGUCAAGGUGUACCAUUAUGACAUGGAAACAGAGAGUGGCCAACUCUUGCUGUCAGAAUUAAAGUCCCGGCCUCGGGGAGAGCCCACCUACCCUGCAGCUAUUGACUGGAGUGCUUAUGCCAGAGGUGUCAAGCCAUCCACAGCUGAGCAGUCAGAUUUCCGGGGGAUGAUUUAUUUUGAUGAAUUCAUCUUCACAGAACUUAAGCGAAAUGCAGGAAAUUACACAGUUUGCCAAAAAGAUCUGUGUUGUCAUCUAACUUACAAGAUGUCUGAGAAGAGAACAGAUGAGGUGUAUGCACUGGGUGUGUUUGAUGGACUGCACACUGUAGAAGGCCAAUAUUAUUUACAGAUCUGCACAUUAUUGAAGUGUCAAACCACUGACCUGAGAACUUGUGGGGAGCCGGUGGGAUCAGCUUUCACCAAAUUUGAAGAAUUCUCCCUCAGUGGCACAUUUGGAACCAGUUAUGUUUUCCCACAGAUGGUUCUCAGUGGCAGUCAGCUCGCCCCUGAGGGGCAUUACGAGGUUUUAGGUGAUGGACGUCUGAAGAGCCGCGGUGGAGUCCCUUUGCCUAUCUUGGUGAUGGCCCUGUAUGGAAGAGUGUUCGAGAAGGACCCUCUGCGGUUAGGGCAGGGACCUGGGAAAUCACCAUGACGCUUUUCACCAAUACUCUUCCUGUGUUAGCCUGGAAAAGAAAGGAAGGGGGGGGGGGAACUUAGUCUAGAAGAGAUGUCAUAAAUUUGCUGAAAUAGACUUACAGUUUAAAAAGUGAUGGGUGUGUGUGAAUUUUAUAUUUUCCAUGUUUGAUCUUGCACAGACUGGUUUCUAGGCUGCAUCAUCUUUCACGUAGGUACAUCAUGUUCCAUACGUGAGUAUAUGUAUAGAUGAACAAGUGGAGGGGAGGACAAGAAAAAUCCUUCUUAUCUUUUUUUGUGGUAAAUGUUAUUUUCAUCCUUUAUAGAUUCACAGGGCAACAUUGAAUAUGCAGAAGAUGUUUUGUUCCAUAGUAAGAUAGCAGAUGUUGAAAAACAAAGACAUCUUUUAAAAUAAUUAGGAAUAAUGUCU
Molecule: messenger RNA, 2010 nt
Organism: Condylura cristata (star-nosed mole)
Lineage: Eukaryota; Metazoa; Chordata; Mammalia; Eulipotyphla; Talpidae
Product: vascular non-inflammatory molecule 3
Exons: 7
Coding region: 586-1599 (337 amino acids)
Molecular function (GO): hydrolase activity, acting on carbon-nitrogen (but not peptide) bonds, in linear amides
Source: RefSeq, a predicted model, not a curated record